Molecule: messenger RNA, 1961 nt
Organism: Drosophila miranda
Lineage: Eukaryota; Metazoa; Arthropoda; Insecta; Diptera; Drosophilidae
Exons: 5
Coding region: 1022-1663 (213 amino acids)
Source: RefSeq, a predicted model, not a curated record
GUGAUUUAUCGAAGCACUGCCAUCUCAAUUGCGAAACAAAACAAAGCCGCCAAGUCCCUCAGCUGAUUUAAGCUGGCCAAUUGUUUGGGCGAGUGGCAUGGCAUGGCAGUGAAAUUUUAGUUAUAAUAGCUUCUAACAUUCUAAAGCUGAGCCCGAGUAUCUCCUCUCAACCGAAGGCCAGGUCCAACAAGGGCCACCAAAAUGGACAAUCUGGCUGCCACGGCUGACGGAGCUUCUAUUUAUUCGCGUACACUCGUGUUCCUUAAAUGAAAGCAUUCAAGCCGAACCAACAUAUCAGGGAGAUGUCAGUGAGCGAUCGUUCACGAGUGAACUGUUUUAAAAUAGGGCUUUUAAAUGCUUUAAUAUGUUCAGUAUAAAUCUUGCAGUCCUGGCCAUGUACUUCAUAGCACUUGUGGGUCUGCAGCUCUUUCUUCACGGAACGUUGGUACGGAUUCAGCUCUUUAAAAGGGACUACAGCAACCAGUACCAGCCAUUUCUUGUGGACGUCAUCGUUAAUAUAUGCGAUUUCCUUUCGAGGAGGAGUUUUAUGCCCUUUGGCGUGAUUUCUAUUAAAGUGGCCAAACGGUUUACGAAUUUCAAUCACUCCUGCCCGUAUGCGGGUCAUUAAAUCGCCCGCGGCGCCUACCUCGACGAGUCUUAUUUGCCAAACUAUUUUCCAUUAGGUCUAUACAAAAUCAACAUUACCAUUAUGGAGAAUUACCAAACCAGGCCACCAGACCAUGCCGGUGGCAUUGUUUGGUAUGUCCAGUCUAUGAUACCGGUGAUAAGGAAGAAGAAUAAGAACUGAAUCGUUUUUUUUAUGUUGUAAUUCGUUAAAUAAAUGUGGUUUAAAUCGGUUUAUAAUGUUACCCAAGCUGUGAAGACCAGCUUUGCGUAUAAUUUAAUGUAAUUAACAACUAAAUUUACAUUUAAAUAUCGUUUAAUUGAGAAAAGUAAAUUACUUUUUAAAUGGAAACCUAUAUUCACAUACGCAUCUCGAAAUCGGAUUUUAGUUUCAAUAAUGCGUUUGUCAGUGGCUUUACUUGUUGGCGCCUUGCUGAUCUGGAACGUGUGCUGCGAACCUAAGGUAAUAUAUAAGACGACGAAUUUAGAAUGCUUCACCGUUCCAAAGCUCAGUACUAAUGCCUCCUGCAUCCUGAAGGCCAUAAACUGGAAUAUGGCCGUGGCCCAGAUGGAUGUGUAUUUUCUGCAGCCUGUGAACAAUAUGACGGUUCGUAUAAAAGUCUUUAAACAAGACUACAGCAAUAAGUAUCAUCCUUUUUUGGUGGAUGUUUUGGUUAAUCUAUGCGACAUUAUUGGCCGAAGAAAUCAUAGCCCUUAUGGAAAGUACAUGUGGAAUCUGAUCAAACGUUAUACCAACUUCAAUCACUCAUGCCCAUUUGUGGGCCACAUGUUUGCACGUGAUUUAUUCAUAGAUGAGAGCGUUGUGCCUAUUAAGCUGCCAUUGGGUUACUACCAAGUUUCGCUGACUUCGUUUGAAAACUACAGAGACAAGCCACCCCUAUGUCUGGGUACGAUCAAGUUGUAUGCCCAGUCCAUGAUUCCAGUGACGUCGAAACGAAAUAGAACCAAGCCAAUGAACAGAACCAAUAUCCAGGAUACGCUGCAAACCGCCAUUAUACCCAUACAAAUUGGGAAUUAAGUGGAAUACUAAUGGAGAAAACUAAUUUCGACUUCAUCUAGUUAAGUACCAGCCGACCCCAGCAGAUGGCAGAGACUCCUGUCUCUGGCGGCUUCUGUUUUUGGUUGAUGACAGCAAGCUUUUAAAUUUUUAAAAUUGUAUUUUAUUGUUUAUAAUAAAUAUAUAUAUUUAUAUACGUAAAGUAAUAUUAGUUUAAGACUCGUUAUUAUACAUAUUGUAGGCUGCUCAAGAUGCUGAUUUUUAUUCGCUUUCUGUUUAGCUUCGUUUAUCGUUAGACCUUAAUCUAGAAGUAUAUCUU